Molecule: messenger RNA, 717 nt
Organism: Piliocolobus tephrosceles (Ugandan red Colobus)
Lineage: Eukaryota; Metazoa; Chordata; Mammalia; Primates; Cercopithecidae
Product: putative methyltransferase-like protein 21E pseudogene
Exons: 4
Coding region: 1-717 (238 amino acids)
Source: RefSeq, a predicted model, not a curated record
AUGUUUGCAGUAGUGGUAGAGGUGGGAGAGACCAGAGAAGACUAUGAUGACAAGCAGGUGGUCACAGAGAUCAUGGCAAGAUGUUUUAUUCCGACUUCAAUAACAACUACUUCCUGGGAAAGUUUUCGUUUUAUUGGUCAUGAGAUUCGAAUUACUGAGGCCAUGGAUUGUUAUGGUGCUGUUGUUUGGCCAUCGGCCCUUGUUCUAUGCUAUUUCCUGGAAACAAAUGCAAAGCAGUAUAAUAUGGUUGACAAAAACGUGAUUGAAAUUGGAGCUGGAACAGGACUAGUCUCCAUUGUGGCAAGUUUACUUGGUGCUCAUGUGACGGCCACAGAUUUACCCGAAUUACUUGGAAACCUGCAAUAUAAUAUUUCCCGAAACACCAAAAUGAAAAGCAAGCAUUUGCCUCAGGUUAAAGAACUCUCCUGGGGAGUAGCUUUAGAUACAAACUUCCCCAGGUCUUCUAAUAAUUUUGACUAUAUUUUGGCAGCAGAUGUGGUCUACGCUCAUCCUUUCUUGGAAGAGCUCCUCAUUACCUUUGACCAUCUGUGCAAAGAAACCACCAUCAUCCUCUGGGCCAUGAAAUUCAGGUUGGAGAAGGAAAAUAAAUUUAUAGAUAGAUUUAAGGAGUUGUUUGACCUGGAGGAAAUUUCCAGUUUCCCUAGCCUGAAUAUUAAGUUGUAUAAAGCUAUGAAGAAAAACCGGAGGAGUGUAUGA